Myotis lucifugus (little brown bat) is the source of this 750-nucleotide messenger RNA. RefSeq names its product chromosome unknown C1orf189 homolog (gene CFAP141). The transcript has 4 exons. The record is from RefSeq and is a predicted model, not a curated record. NCBI's taxonomy places the organism in Eukaryota, Metazoa, Chordata, Mammalia, Chiroptera, Vespertilionidae. Bases 116 to 409 code for a protein of 97 amino acids.
AGACUGCAUGGUGCUGGCUGGGUGCCCCUCAGGUCAUCUGGAUCAGCUGAAGCUCCCGGUGGUGUCCACAGCUCUUAGAGCUCAUGCCUAGAGAAUCAUUCUCCACGCCUUCCUUAUGGCCAGUUUCAAAACACCAAGUUUUCAAAGGAACCUGAUACUUAAGAAGAUGAUUGACAGGUGGCGAAAUGCACACACUCUCUGUCUGUGGCAGACGACAUUGAGCCAGAGGAGAAACCCUUAUGUUACUCUAAGGAUUCAGGAUGCCAUGGCACAGGAGUUGGCACUGGCCAACAAGCAACUAUUGAUGGUCCGUCAAGCCGCCCUGCACCAGCUAUUUGAAAAGGAGCAUCAGCAGUACCAGCAGGAACUAAAUCAGAUGGGCAAAGCUUUCUAUGUGGAAAGAUUCUGAUGACAUCCGAAACACUGUCCUUCCAUUUUCAUCAUGCCCACUAAUCUAAUCUUCUCGAGCUCCUGCCACCUUGAACUUCCUUCCCAAAACACACCUGGAUCUAGUUAUCUGUCCACAACUUAAGGUGGUGCUUCUACUCUCGCCUCUCAACUGCCUGGUGCUAUUUGGGAAACCAUCUAUGAAAAACUGGGAAAAAACAAAACACCAAGAGUGACACCUUGUGGUCAGAAUGAGAGAUGUAGUGUUGAUGUAAGGUGGUGAGGGAAGAUGGAGAGAUAGACAAUGUGAGAGAAUCCUGAUUUGGUUUAAUAAAUAAGCUAGUUCUUAAAGCUUCAAACUUA